Messenger RNA from Ictalurus punctatus (channel catfish), 3509 nucleotides. It is a transcript of the gene rims4, whose product is annotated as regulating synaptic membrane exocytosis 4. Gene Ontology annotation, molecular function: small GTPase binding; transmembrane transporter binding. The transcript has 6 exons. Bases 574 to 1383 code for a protein of 269 amino acids. Lineage: Eukaryota; Metazoa; Chordata; Actinopteri; Siluriformes; Ictaluridae. Gene Ontology annotation, biological process: calcium ion-regulated exocytosis of neurotransmitter; regulation of synaptic plasticity; positive regulation of synaptic transmission. Gene Ontology annotation, cellular component: cytoskeleton of presynaptic active zone; presynaptic membrane. The record is from RefSeq and is a predicted model, not a curated record.
CAGACUGCAUGAAUAGUACAAGCUUUUUCAUCUCUCUAUCGUCCCAUCUCCUUUUUUCUCCCGCCCUCUCUCCAUCUUUCUCUUGCUGUUCCUCCUCCUCCCUCUGAUGAACUGCCUCGUCAUGCCAUCCAUUUAUAUCUACAGCAUUGCAAGCAGAGAGGGAUAAGUACAGAUCAGCCUGAACAUCAAAAAGCAGUAGAUCAUGCUGUCUACAACAGCCACGGACAUCCACUUCUGAUAUGAGAUUGCCUGCCGUUUCAUCUCUCUAUCACUCAACCUAAAGACCUUUCCUGAGGCAAAAGGAGUGAUAAAAAACAACAACGUCUGACCAUCAUUUCUUGAGACGAACUUUGGGAUUCAUUAACCCAGUGGGGAAGGAUAAUAGGCAACAAUUUUGAAAUAUUGCUCCCCAUUUUUUUCUGCUCAUUUUUUCCUUUUCUCCUCCCUGUCUGCUGGCGAGGGAGCCGGUAGAAGUCUGCCAAGACGCCGCGUGCCGUGCUCCGCGUGAAGAAUGCCCAGGCGCGCCUGCCCAAGCCAUCGGAAGCGGCGCCCACGCCCGCCUCAGGACUCUACAUGGAACGCUCACAGAGCCGAAUCAGUUUGUCAGCCUCAUUUGAGGCUCUUGCGAUCUACUUCCCCUGCAUGAACUCCUUUGAUGAGGAUGAUGGCGAGACGGAAGGACGGCGGUUGAAGGGCAUCCAGAGGAGCACAGAGACAGGAUUAGCUGUGGAGAUGCCCAGUCGCACAGUUCGCCAGGCCAGCCAUGAAUCCAUAGAAGACAGCAUGAACAGCUAUGGUUCAGAGGGAAAUCUAAAUUAUAGUGGCGUGUGUUUGGCUUCAGAUGCUCAGUUCAGUGAUUUUUUGGAUGGCAUGGGCCCAGCACAGUUUGUUGGUAGACAGACAUUGGCCACAACCUCAAUGGGUGAUGUGGAGAUUGGGCUGAUGGAAAGGAAUGGACAGUUGGAGGUUGAAAUCAUAAAGGCUAGAGGACUCAUCAUGAAACCUGGCUCCAGAGGCCCUCCAGCGGCAUACAUAAAAGUGUACCUUCUGGAGAAUGGUGUAUGCAUAGCCAAAAAGAAGACGAAGUCUGUUCGGAAGUCACUGGAUCCUCUUUACAACCAGCUCCUUGUAUUCUCUGAGAGGCCACAGGGAAAGGUUGUGCAGAUCAUUGUUUGGGGAAACUACAGCCGAAUGGAUCGUAAGUGCUUCAUGGGUGUGGCCCGUAUUUUAUUGGAGGAAUUGGAUUUGACAAGCAUGGUGAUUGGCUGGUACAAGCUUUUCCCCACCUCCUCUAUGGUGGACCCCACUAUGGCACCACUCAUUCGCCACUCAUCACAGCUCUCACUGGAGAGCACAGUUGGGCCAUGCUGUGAACGCUCAUAAGACAAAGAACAAAGUUUUUUUUUUCUGUAAGGGCUCUCAAGACCCUUGACUUUAGAGUGCUGCUUGUGCAUGCCUGUAGCAGCCAUCUGGGGCCUACUAGAAUACUUCAGAAUCCUCUAGAACCACCCAGAAAUUUCAGAAAGUAAUCAUACCUAAAGAAGUAUUCUAUAUUAACUGCACUUGGCAGACCAAAAACAUGACCUGAAGACUGACUGUCAACGAGUUCAUAAUUCACAAUAAUUAAAUUGGAUUUACUUUAUCUGUUCUUCAUUAGAGACCUCUCUGUUUUUCUGAACAUGAGUACAGCUUUGUUGGAGAGGAUAUACAUGAUUUGUCUUGGCUUAUUAAUUGUUAUUAAAAGGCAAAAUGUUGCAUCAUUUGUGUUGAACACAGCAAUACAUCACUUUGUAUAUUAUCAAUUUGUGUGAAAAAGCAGUGCAGUGGAAAUAUAACUAAUGGUUGCUAACAUAUGUCACAGAAAUAAAUUUUUGAGUUAUUGUUAACACAAAAGAAAUGGACAUAAAUUAGAUUAGACAUAAAAAUGCUUGUGUUUGGUACUUGGCUCACUCACUCACUUGCUGUUUUCCCCUUCUUGUUUUAACUGUGCUGUUCCUUACCUGGCAUUACCUGAAGGGUCAUGCCAUAGAGUGCUGCAGGGAUGAUAUAUUUUAGUAGGCCAACCAGGAGGUUAGCAACACCCUGGUUUCCUUGACAAAAAUCCAGUACGAUGUUUUGGAUUAUUGCAGAAAAUAAGUUCUGUGACCAACAAAAGUUUAUGAUUUGUACACAUUUUGUUCAUCAAGAUAAUUUUCACAAAAAUAACACAACUUUUAUGAAAUUUGAAGCCUUAAUACAAUCGCCACCACCACUAAGCUUCCGACAGAAUUUGAAAAAAAAACCCACUACAAUUGGAAAAUACUAUGAAUUGAUAAAUCCACAAGUUGGAAAGUUUGAGCUGGACUACUUUGCAAGAGUGCAAGUAUAAACACAACAAGGCUGUAGUAGAUGAGUUUUCCUGUUCAGCGUGAUGACUUUUAAUGUCGCCGACAACCUAUGUAAUCCCAUUUAGCCAUACUUUAGCAACUGCCUUUUUCAAGGCACUUAAAACCUUAACAAAAUCACAAGUGGGGUAUUACUGAUGUGUUUUAUAUGGUAGAUUAAAACGUGAAAAUAUCUUGAGCUUAUGUUAAGUACAGACCUUUCUUCAGGCAUUUAACCAAAACCUCAUUCAAAAAACCAACUGACUUUGGGACGAUGGAACCGUAAGUACUAAAAUGUACUAAUUUCUGGGUUUUAGGAUUCAUUUUUUCACCACUCUAUUGCUCACAAAACAGAGGCUAACUGAUUUAUCAGGCACAUACAGGAUUUAAAAGGGACAUAACUUUAAUUGUUGUUGUGACCAAUAAUUCCACAUAUUCUAGUUGAGGAAUAUUAGGUUGCUGAGAUGCUUUUUCACAAUCAAAUAAUGUACAAAAUAAGGUAUAGUUCUUUGUAUGUGUAAGAGCUAAAAUAAGAAUUAGAAUGCCAGAAAACAAGUGUUCAUAAAACAAAUGUAAGUAAAUAUCUUACACUGCAUCAUGUGAUAGUCUAGUUGAGCACUUCAUAUGGAUUUUUUUCCCUCAUAGCUGCUUGUCAAGUGUGAGUGGGCCAAUCAAUGUUUUUUUUAAUUAAUAAUAUUAUUAUAAUUAUUAUUUGAAACCUUUAUUGUUGCAAAUGCAGAACUUUCAGUAGCAAUGUUAUAGCAUUAUAUAGUAGCACAGGCAUAAAAGCCUUUCUAGUUUACCACAAUAUACAGUAAGAUCUAGAGUAAGUGGUUUCAAAAAACAAUUUUCAGUAGUAGUUGAAUAUGUAGCAGCUGAGAUAUAUAAAUUAAACAUGAAUAUUCUAUUGCAUUGCACUAGUUUUUGCAUUAUUUGCAAUGGUAAUUAUUCACAUUGUUAAAAUAUAUUACUGAUGUUGGGAAAGCAAAGAGAGAAGGUUCUUCAUAAAAAAAUUACUUGGAGUAAUUAAGCCAUUACAAAUUACAUAAAAUUAAUAUAUAAAUUAAAUUAAUUGCUAGUUUCUUUUUUGGGGUAGUAUAAAAUCUACAACAUAUGAAGCAAUAAGAAGUAGAUAUAUAUCUAUAU